This is a messenger RNA of Amoebophrya sp. A120, 1728 nucleotides long. The record is from the annotation of a GenBank genome assembly. NCBI's taxonomy places the organism in Eukaryota, Dinophyceae, Syndiniales, Amoebophryaceae.
UAGAUAGUUCUGAUUUUGGAACAGCGUUCGCCUUGUGCGUUGCAGAUUUUAGCAUCUACUUGUUCGGGAAACUGUGUUUUGAUUGGAUUGCCGGGUCGUGGCCUCGCAAGUACGGACCGCAACGGAACGACGACGCAAGCAUGACCACUAGGCUGAAGGCAGCGACCCUUGCCGUACAGCCGCGGCCGCGUCUCUCUCUGCCCCGCCGGCGACGAGGCGUUCACAGGCGUUUUCUUGGUUUCGAGGAGGCACGCGAAUACGCGCGAUCACUAAAACUCAAUACGUGGCUCGACUGGGUGAAGUGGACCACAAGCGGCGCGCGUCCAUCUUCCAUUCCAUCGAGCCCACAACUCACGUAUCGCGAGCAUUGGCGAGGGGUAAAGGACUGGCUUGAAUCGACUAGAAUUGCGGGAUGGCGCAAGUCUUACCCAAGAGACUUCGACUCUCUACCCCGACAACGGUGCAAUGCCUGGAGCGUCCGCGAAGAGGGGAUCGCGAUUUUGCUGGACAAGAUUGAGAAGCUGCACCCAGAUGUCGAAGUGAUCCGGGCUCCCUUCAACUUGCAGGCGACGCUCUAUUUUCGAGUUCGAGACCGUAGUGAAGCGGAGCGAUUGCCGCGGCCGGAAUACCCACUGUCGAGUAACCUCCAGGGGGCGAAGUCGGAAACAAAGAGGUGGUUGCCUCUGCGCCUGUCGGUCGCUACGGCACCAACUUACCGUCAGAGGCGCAACGCUGCAUUCAUUUUCCAUCGCGUCAUUAUGUCGGAGUCUGUUCGUGACAGAGUACCAGUUCUCUCCCUCUAUCUGGCGCUACAGUGCGAGUUGAUGGGCGUCGAGUCCAACACUGCAACGACCUCUCAUAUCGACAUAAAGACACAAAGCCAAUGUCCGUCUGGUUCAGUUUACAUCCGGAAGCUUGACCUCCAUCCAGCGGCAGACAUCAUCAAAACUUUACCUGAUAUGUGGAGAGACCAUUCCAGCAAGGCGUGCGACUUCGCAGAGCUGACAGCAACACUAGGCGCACUCUCCAUCAAGGCUCGUGUCGCUUACCUUCUUCUCCGCCAGUUGGACGCGUUUCUCUACCGCAAGUGCGAUUGGGACCUGCAAGGAAGUUCAUUUUCCAAGUUUGGUUGCGGAUUAGAAAUAAACGGGAGAACUGUGAUUCAUCGCGUCUUGCAAAACAAGUGGGUUGGCGAGAAGCGUGACGUGCCUGCUUACCGGGUCGCGGUAACAAAAAAUGUUUCGUGCCCCACAAUCACAGGACGAACUCGCGCGGUUCCCCUCUGCGUUGAUGAGGCUCCAGAUUUCCUGGUCAUCUUUCAUCACAGCCACAACGAGCAGGAUGACAAAGACAAAACUACUGGACAGUCUGGAGGAGAACACGCGGAUGCAAGUGCAGCAGCUGCGGUGUGUAAUAUCGAGCUGAGGGGUGCCUGGCUGCUUCCGCGGUGCGAGCUCAAGUCCUGCCUUGCACGAAGAGGGGAUCUUUCUUCCGGACUCAUGAGUCUCUGCCUGUAUCCGCCUACUGUUUCACCACGACGCGAAUCGACACGAAAAUUGCAGGAACGGCAACUGGAAUUCUACCUAGAUUUUUCCACUUCGGAGAGUAAUGUAGCUGCAGUUUUGCGCGCGAAAGAAAUCUUUUCGCAAUACUGAUGUUGGAAUACUUCAUCUCCCUGUUUUAUUUUCCAGUAUCCAGCAGCAUCAAUGCGAUCGGCGAAUCCGAUAU